AUGGGUCAACAAACCACUCCAUCAGGAGGCUCGCGAAAGAUCUCCUUCAACGUCUCUGAUCAAUAUGAAAUCCAAGAUGUCAUCGGUGAAGGUGCCUACGGUGUGGUCUGCUCUGCCAUCCACAAGCCAUCAGGCCAGAAAGUCGCUAUUAAGAAGAUUACCCCAUUCGAUCACUCCAUGUUCUGUCUCCGAACUCUGCGUGAGAUGAAGCUGCUUCGCUACUUUAACCACGAGAACAUCAUUUCUAUCUUGGAUAUCCAACGACCCCGCAACUAUGAGGCCUUCAGCGAAGUGUACUUGAUUCAGGAGCUGAUGGAAACCGAUAUGCACCGUGUCAUUCGCACUCAAGAAUUAUCUGAUGAUCAUUGCCAAUACUUCAUCUACCAAACACUCCGUGCGCUCAAGGCCAUGCACUCCGCCAACGUACUUCACCGUGAUUUGAAGCCCUCUAACCUUCUUCUGAAUGCCAAUUGCGAUUUGAAAGUGUGUGACUUCGGUCUAGCACGUUCGGCUGCAUCCACCGACGACAACUCUGGAUUCAUGACGGAAUACGUGGCGACUCGUUGGUACCGUGCCCCGGAGAUUAUGUUGACAUUCAAGGAAUACACCAAGGCUAUUGAUGUGUGGAGUGUGGGCUGCAUUCUGGCAGAGAUGUUGAGCGGAAAGCCUCUCUUCCCCGGAAAAGAUUAUCACCACCAGUUAACCCUCAUUCUGGAUGUUCUCGGCACACCCACCAUGGAAGAUUACUACGGUAUUAAGUCCAGACGAGCCCGCGAGUACAUUCGGUCCCUCCCAUUUAAGAAGAAGAUCCCAUUCCGUGCCCUCUUCCCCAAGAGCAACGACCUAGCCUUAGAUCUGCUUGAGAAACUGCUGGCUUUCAACCCAGCUAAGCGUAUCACUGUUGAGGAAGCUCUUCGUCACCCAUACCUGGAGCCCUAUCACGACCCGGAUGAUGAGCCAACAGCACCUCCCAUUCCCGAGGGAUUCUUUGAUUUUGACAAGAACAAGGAUGCAUUGAGCAAAGAGCAACUGAAGAUGCUGAUUUACGAGGAGAUUAUGCGGUAA
Molecule: messenger RNA, 1065 nt
Organism: Penicillium angulare
Lineage: Eukaryota; Fungi; Ascomycota; Eurotiomycetes; Eurotiales; Aspergillaceae
Product: mitogen-activated protein kinase
Exons: 5
Coding region: 1-1065 (354 amino acids)
Biological process (GO): protein phosphorylation; intracellular signal transduction
Cellular component (GO): nucleus; cytoplasm
Molecular function (GO): ATP binding; MAP kinase activity
Source: RefSeq, a predicted model, not a curated record